AUGAGCGCACUCACUGAAGAGAUGAGCACGCAGGGCGAUGGGGUGCUGGAGGACAUGAGGAGCCGCGUGCAGGAGGAUGGCACUGUUUUGCUGGACCUGCACCACAGGGUGCACACGGAAUUCUUCCCCUUCCAUCUCCUUGCCAUCUCCUUGCCAUCUCCUUGCCAUCCGCUUGCGAUCCCCACUAUGCAGGGUGCAGGUGGAGUUCUGCGACCAGCUGUGGGACGUCAUUGCUGCAGCGCGCUUCUGGUACACCAACAUCGACACCUACUUCCUGCCCUCCCUCUACUACAUCCUAUCCUUCGCUGUGAACCUCCACUUCCUCCCUCCAUGCCCCUCUUCCCCUGCACUCUAGUGCCCUUUCCUCCACUCUUGUUCUUCUACCUCCAUCAUCCACUCCCACCAUCUUCUCACUCCCACCCAUCCGCUCACAGGCGGCUGAACGAGCUCUUCCCAGACGGCCGCAUCUACACACAUGUGGCACGCUACCUGUUGCACCCCGACAACCAGCUGUGGGACGAAAUCACUUCCCUCUUCCAUGUCAACCUCGCCCAACUCCCACACCGCCUCGGCGUUCAGGUGACUGAGAAUGGUCUUUCAGUCGCCCUCGGAAAGCAGCCUGUCAGUGGUCCAUCGUGUGCUCGACCGUGCCCUCAACAUCUCCCACUACCUGCCCCCCACUUCCCCUCUAGCAGCAGCAAGUGUGAGCCUCUUCUCACACCUGUCAGCCCCUUCCUACACUUGUUAGCCCCUUCUCACACCUGUCAGCCUUCUCACACCUCCUUUUCUCUGCUCCCCACCUAUUUCUCUGCUCCCCACCUUUUUCUCUGCUCCCCACCUUUUUCUCUGCUGCCCACCUUUUUCUCUGCUCCCCACCAAUUUCUCUGCUCCCCACCUUUUUCUCUGCUCCCCAUCUUUUGUUCUGCUCCCCAUCUUUCUCUCUGCUGGCCACCGUUUUCUCAACUCCCCACGUUUUCUCUGAUCCCCACGUUUUCUCUGCUCCUCACCGUUUUCUCUGCUCCUCACCUUUUUCUAUGCUCCCCACCUUUUUCCCUGCUCCCCACCUUUUCUCUGCUCCCCACCCUUUUCUCUACUCUCCACCAUUUUCUCUUCUCCCCACCCUUUUCUCUGAACACUAAACCUUUUGCUAUGCUCUUCUUGUCUCUAUCCACGAGUGCCAACACAAGCGAGUCCCCGUAUGAGAAGAUGGUGGUGUUUGUGUCGUCGCUCACCAUUCGCCACCUCAUGGACCUGCGGCACCACUACCUGCACCACCAUGUGUUGGGCAGCACUCUCGUUGAAUUUUGGACGCUGACCAAUGAGGAGGAGGAGAAUCAUGAGGAGCAGCAGAUGCUAUCGGCAGCAUUGCUCAUAGCACAUGGGCCGUCGAUUGGCAACACAGCAGCAGCCCUGCCAGCCAGCCAGCCAUACGGCCCCCAUUCUGGCCCAACGCCCUCCCCAUCUUCCCUCCAGCGACCGCCUGCUCAUAACGCACCUCUCCUCAUCCCUUCUUAUGUUCUCUCCCUUCCUUUUCUCCCCUCUCCUCCCCUGUAUAUCCUCCUGUGUGCCCUCUCCUCCCUUGUGUUAUCUUUCCUCCCCUAUGUAUCCUCCACUGCCGUGUGCACCCUCUCCUCCUCUGUGUUCUCUCUCCUCCCCUGUGCACCCUCCCUUCCCUCACCUUCCCUGUGUUCCCUCCCUUCUCCUGUGCUUCUCCCUGCCCCCCCGUCCCCCCUCCCAGUGACCGCGUGCUCAUAA
Molecule: messenger RNA, 1755 nt
Organism: Closterium sp. Naga37s-1
Lineage: Eukaryota; Viridiplantae; Streptophyta; Zygnematophyceae; Desmidiales; Closteriaceae
Source: the annotation of a GenBank genome assembly